CGCCAUCAUGCCUGAAAAAAUAACUGUGGAAGUUCGAUGUCACGUGACCGACCCAGCGAGAUCUCGCGAUUUGCCUUCACGGAUUAUGGAUUACAGUAAGAUUGGAGGUCAACAGGUACAUGUGGCUUACACGCCCCCUCUUGGAAUCUGUAAAUUUUUAUCGCUUCUUUUUUUUCUAUUUCGCUAAUUCUUUUUAAUACUAUUAUCUCUCCCUUCUCUUUCUUCAAUUCGUCAAUUCUUCUUUUUUCCAUUUUUAAUCAUCUUAUAAUAUAGAAAGUAUAAAAAAACUUUGAUUUCACAUUUUGCAAAACAAUUCUUUGUUACUAAUAUUUAAAUUAGUUAUGGGACGUUUUCAUUAUUUCAACGAAGUAGGUAAUAAACUUUCUUACACAACUUUUUUUAAUAAUUAUGAUCAUAAAUAAACUUCCUACAUGUAUUCGUAAAAAUAAUUAUUUGAAAUGAUUUUGAUUCAUUAUUAUAUCAUUCAUAGUAAUAUCCAUAUCAUUCUCAGUUAUAACAUCAUGUUAAAUUUGUAUAUAUUAUCAGUUCUAUGAAUUCAUAAACAUGAACCUUUACGUUUAAUUUUUGUGUUUCGUGACUCACAAGUUCAAGAACAUGCAUUAAAAUUAAUUGGGCGGGUUUUCAAGAAAUUAUGUAUAGUUUUCAUCGUAUAUUUAAUUGUUUUGGUUAUGUUUAAAUAUUGCGAAUAGUAACCGAUCAAUGCACGUUGUUGUUAGUUGCUGUGUAACAACAUUAAUAUGUUAUAAAUACACUUUGUUAUAGAAACUUAAAUAUUUCUUGAUUUUAGCGUAAAAAAACAAGUUAAAAUGGAACAGGAUUUAAAGAGUAAAAUUGAUCAAGCAUGUAGAACUGCUGAAGAAUUUACAAAAUUAUAUUAUGAAAGUUUGGACAAACGAAGAUAUUUAAUUUCAAGAUUAUAUUUGGAUACAGCUACUUUAAUAUGGAAUGGAAAUGGAGUUGAAAGUAAAGACAAUAUACAAAAAUUUUGGACAGAUUUACCGCCCUCUGAACAUUCUAUUAUUACUUUAGAUGCGCAGCCUAUCACAGGUCCAGGAAUAACUAAUCAGUUAACAUUCCUUGUUAAGGUUGGGGGACAAGUUAAGUUCGAAGAGAAAAGUUCAAAGCCAUUUAAUCAAACCUUUUUGAUCACUGCAGUGGGUGAUAAAUGGAAAAUUGUAAGUGAUUGUUUUAGAGCAUUAGAAACAUAGAAAAAAAUGAUGGUUGAUAACAUUAUAAAUAACUUUGAUCUUAAUCAAAACGUAUCUCUCAUUUAUAAGUUGUAUAUAUUGUAUAAUAACAUUAAGAAAGUGUUCGCAUUAUACAUAAGAAAUUUUAUAAAAUAUGAUAUUGUGCUUUAUUAUUCUAUGAUGCUUGUUAUUGAUUCAAAAAGCAUUUUAGUUCCAUAAUUAUUUUUAUUUUCAUUUUAGAUCUUAUAUGAAUGUAUAAAGCAAUAUUAAAAUUUUGUAUUAGUGAAUCAGUACAUUGGUCUUUUUAGAAAUGUAAUUUUACAUCAAAAAAUAAAAAAUAAAUACAAGUAUAAAUAGACAUAAAACUACUAUAAUACAUAUUAUAUAAAACAAGGACUUUCAUGUCUCUUUUAAUAAUAAUAAUUUCUAAAUGAAUAUCCAUCAGCUAAAAUUCAUUUUUGUAAUUAUCUUUUUUCUUGAAUUCAGUUUUUCAAUUAAUACAAAUAACAAAAUAAUAAUUUAGCUUAUCACAGGUACAAAUGAUUUAAAGAAAAUGAGUAAUUCAACCAAAAUUACAUUGUAUACUAUUAAUGUUAAUAUAUUGAAUGUACUAAUAGGCAGUGUCAUAAGACACAUUUCAUUGGUCACUAUUACUUCUGCUUGUAUUGCAUUCUACUUAGUUUUAAGCACAGAUUUAAUAAAGUAUAAGUUCAAAAAUUCCCAUAAAAUAAAUAAAAAAUAUUGUAGAUUUAACAACAGAAUAAGUAACAAUAUUGGUUGAGUAAUCAAUUAAAUUAAUUAUAUUUAUAUUGAAAAUUAUUGUUAUAACUUUUGAGUAUUUGAAAGUAUAUAUAUUAUAAUUUAUAAAUUAAGUAUAUAAAAAAAUUUUGAACUUUAUAAUAAAUUGAGAAAUUUGUUUUUUAUAAGUUCCAAUUGCAUUAAUACAAUAAUUAAAAGUUAUGACUGCUACACAUUUUGGAGAAAAAUUAUUCUGAAUGUGAACUUACUGGUCCGAUAAAAAUUUGUAUAAAAAAUAUGUGCAAGAGUAAGGAGUCAAUGCGCCGAUAUUUUUAUGAAAAUUUCCAAACAUAUUCCUUUACUGCUGUGCCUUUGGAAGAACAUUUCCAUAUAUCCAUGAUUAAACAAAGCACACGACACUUAA
Molecule: messenger RNA, 2370 nt
Organism: Vespa mandarinia (Asian giant hornet)
Lineage: Eukaryota; Metazoa; Arthropoda; Insecta; Hymenoptera; Vespidae
Gene: Nxt1
Product: NTF2-related export protein 1
Biological process (GO): nucleocytoplasmic transport
Source: RefSeq, a predicted model, not a curated record